Messenger RNA from Tarenaya hassleriana, 893 nucleotides. RefSeq lists its product as uncharacterized. The transcript has 4 exons. The coding region runs from base 85 to 570 and encodes 161 amino acids. The record is from RefSeq and is a predicted model, not a curated record. Lineage: Eukaryota; Viridiplantae; Streptophyta; Magnoliopsida; Brassicales; Cleomaceae.
GCUUAAUCAAAUCGAUCUACAGUAAUAGAAACUCACUUUCAGAUUCAAGGUCCUGUGUUGUUCUUGUACCAUAAGUUCUUGUCAAUGGCAGUUUCCGAGGCGUGGAGGCUCUUGUUGCUAUAUCUAAUCUCGUUCAUUGUCACGUUUCAUAAACAGAGACAUACAGUUUACGCCCAGGAUGGUCCCGGGAUCUUGGUUCGGAGAGCCAUGUUCUGUUUCAACAACAAUCUGAUUUACAGAGGAUGCAACGAAGCAAUGAGAUUAGACGAGAGGGGAGAACUCAAGGUUCCAAGGGAGGCAACAGAUGUGUUCUGCAACGGACCAUGUCGGGCCGAGACAGAGCUUGUGCUCAAAUGCGUCGAUAGCAUCAUGUCUGAUUUUGUGUUCUACAAUCAAGCUACCCCCCGAGACAUCAGGAACGCUUUGCACGGCGGCUGCAGCUCCUCUUUCGCUCGAGGAAACUUUGACUUGAGACAAUACGCUCCAGAACUAGGUUUUGGCAAGGCAGAGAAGCAGUUGCCUGGAGUGAUCGCUGCUAUGGUUCUCGGGUUUGCACCAUUGAUUCUGUAAACCGGUUACUAACCAUGCCCGGAUAGUUUUCUUGAACUUUUUGCAGCCAGACCAGAGCCAGAAUCCUGUAGAAAACAUACAACACAUAUUUGCAAGUGUGCUUUUCGCUUACUUUUCUCUCAGCCUCUUUUCCAGAUGCAUUGCACAAUCAGAUUACCGUGAAAGAUAUGUGACACCUUCCCAAAAACGUGAUCUCAAUUGAAACGCUAGCUUUCAGAACGCAAUGCUGUUUAUGCCAGUGGACGUUCUCUUCUUUUCUGAUGUAGUAUGAAUUCCACAAAAGUCUUAAUUUAUGUAUGUACACGGACAUGGUUUCAAUCAAA